Racocetra persica is the source of this 302-nucleotide messenger RNA. Lineage: Eukaryota; Fungi; Glomeromycota; Glomeromycetes; Diversisporales; Gigasporaceae. The record is from the annotation of a GenBank genome assembly.
AGCAGUCGGAAAAUCAUAACAGCGGUGAAGUUUUUGAAAAGGCGGAUCGAUACGAAAUUUAUUCGCCCCAAUUAAAAAAAGAAGCCCGCAGAAUUAUUUUUGGGGAAAACUGGACAGAAGACGGCGGACUUAGCAGAUUUGGCGCGAAUAUUGGUGACAAGUGGCAAGAAUACGAAAAAGGCGAGGGAACCAAACCUGAUAAGUUGACAAUCCGAGAUUUUACUCCGGCGGAAAAAAGAGCGGAUGCAGAGCGAGCCCGCCGCAGUGCCGAACAAGUGGAACGCGACCGCCGACAAGCCACA